UAUCCCACAACACCAAAUCCUAAUCAAAAUCUCUCUCUCUCUCUCUCUCUUAAUGGGUAUAUGUACUUCUUCUCACAUUGAAAGGGGAGGUGGAGGAAUGAAUUGGCCAUCCACAGCCAAGGUGAUUCAAAAGGAUGGGAGGCUCCAAGAAUUCAGGCAGCCCAUUAAAGCUGGACACAUCCUCUUCCACAAUCCAAAUUGCUUCCUUUGCAGCUUGGAGACCAUGUACGUCAGCUCACGUGCGCCUCACGUGCCCGACGAUGAGGAACUCCAGCUUGGCCAAAUCUAUUUCCUCAUGCCAACAUCAAAAUCCCACACACCACUUUCAUUGCAAGACUUGUGCACACUAGCCAUCAAGGCUAGCACUGCACUUGGUGGCUCAAACAUGGGAAGUACAACCUCAAAGGCAUCACCGUGCACCGAUAUGAACGGUGUUCAACCUCUGUCUGGACCGCAAGGGUAUUAUAGAAUUCCAACGGACUUUGAAGGCAUUGGAAUGAAUUCUCCGGUAGCGCGUGGCAACCGGAGAAUUGAGUUCUAUGACUAGCAGAGUUGAAAAGGACAACCAUUAACAGUGGGGUGACCUAAGGCAACAUUACUUUUUAGUUCUUUUUUUGUGUACUUUGAACGCACAUUGGAGAGUUCUUAAGGCAAUAAGAAAUUAUCCUUUGAACUUUUUGUACAAUUGAAUGCAGAUUU
Messenger RNA from Ilex paraguariensis (yerba mate), 699 nucleotides. The record is from the annotation of a GenBank genome assembly. Lineage: Eukaryota; Viridiplantae; Streptophyta; Magnoliopsida; Aquifoliales; Aquifoliaceae.